This is a messenger RNA of Rodentolepis nana, 462 nucleotides long. Lineage: Eukaryota; Metazoa; Platyhelminthes; Cestoda; Cyclophyllidea; Hymenolepididae. The record is from the annotation of a GenBank genome assembly.
AUGUGGCUAGUCCUUGACAAUGAAGAUGAUGACACUGAAUUGCCACUUCUCGAACGUCAAAAGCAAACUGGUGUUAGCCGUCAAGCUAAUCCUACAUCCUCUCCCAACCUGACAGUUCCCUCCCAAGAACUUCCUCCAUCAGAACGUCGACACCUCAUUCGUGAUAGCCUCUCCAGGCGUUUCCAUCAUAACAGACUAAAGAGAGCUUUUCUUAUGAGACGUCCAGUAAAAGAGGAGGAAGACGAAUCGGAAUGGAAUGAGUUCAAUGAACUGACGGAAUCUCUACACCCUGAAAAUGACGCACCGCUGUUUUCGAAUCUCACAAUUUUCCUUCAGAACUCCUCAAAGGCAUCAGAUAUCUUACCCAACGGAGCAAAUUCCACCGAAAAAAACAUCCGUCUAUGUAAACUGCAAGUUAAAGUGUCCAGUCUGAAGGAUCUGCGUCGCCGUUGGAAGGUUUGA